Molecule: messenger RNA, 3113 nt
Organism: Gigantopelta aegis
Lineage: Eukaryota; Metazoa; Mollusca; Gastropoda; Neomphalida; Peltospiridae
Product: cytochrome P450 4B1-like
Exons: 12
Molecular function (GO): monooxygenase activity; oxidoreductase activity, acting on paired donors, with incorporation or reduction of molecular oxygen; iron ion binding
Source: RefSeq, a predicted model, not a curated record
UGAACCCGUGCACCCUUUUGUAAAUAAGACGUCCUGCCGGUGUAAUUGCUCGGUGGUAUGCAUGUAAUACCGCCUCCAUUUUCUGUUCUUGGCUGCUGAAAACAACUCGUGUGAAACACGCGUUUGCAGGUAUUGCGAGCUUACAAAAUGUUAGCUGUGAAGACUGGAACCGAGUGGGUUUCGAACCUGUUCGCUGACCAAGUGGACUUACACCACAAACUGCUAAAGGCUCUCUCCGCGGCAGCGGCCUGUGCAGUGGUUGUCGACGUCGUACGAAGGCUGCUGGGGGUCAGGCGGCUUUACAAGAGACUGGAGGCGUGUCCGACGGCACCGGGCUUCUCCUGGAUCAGUGGGUCUAUGGUUGAGGUACCAAAAGACCCCGAAGGACGACUCGACUACGAAAUUAGGAUGGUAAAGCAAUUUCCAAAGUGCUACGUCAUGUGGUUCGGACCCAUGAUCCCGAUGCUGAAGGUCCAUCAUCCUGAAACAGUGAAGGUCAUUCUAAAGAGUCUAGAACCCAAGAACCAACACAGUGGUGGAUAUAAACAUCUCCGGCCCUGGCUAGGGGAGGGGCUGUUGAUAGCCGACGGGGCGAGGUGGGCCAGGUCAAGAAGACUGCUGACCCCAGCUUUCCACUUCGACAUUCUCAAACCAUACGUCGCCAUCUACAACCAGUGCUGCGACAAACUGCUGGAGAGGAUCGACAGAUUCGCAGAGUCUGGGGAGAGUUUCGACAUCUACAACCUGAUCACUCACUGUACCCUGGAUAUCAUUCUUAGGUGCGCCAUGUCCUACGACAGCGACGUGCAAAACUUUGGUGAUGCACACCCCUAUCUUCAAGCCGUGAAGGAGAUGCUGGCGACGACUAUUUUAAGAAUAAUGAACCCUUUAUUAAAUCCAAACUUCAUCUUCUAUCUCACAUCGCACGCGACAAAAUUCUUACAGAACUGCAAGUAUGUGCACGAGAUUGCCGAAAACAUCAUAGAAACUCGUAGGAAAGCACUGGAAACGGGUGGAUUGUCACAGAAGCAGCAGCACCUUGAUUUUCUCGAUAUACGGUUUUGAUUGCUGACAGGCAAAAACGGGUGGAUUGCUAAAGAUGAAAACGGAGUAGGACUCACCAAACUAGAAAUCAGAAACGAAGUGGAUACUUUCCUUUUCGAAGGUCACGACACUACUGCCAGCGCCAUUUCGUGGACGCUGUAUUCGAUGGCGGAACACCAGGAAUUUCAGACCCAAAUUCAGGAAGAGCUGGACUCUGUUAUCGGAGAUAACCCGGUAGUCCGCUGGGAGGACCUCUCUGAGCUGAAUUACCUGACCCGCUGUGUGAAGGAGAGUCUGAGAUACCACUCCCCAGUUCCGUUUGUGUCUCGCAGACUGGCUCAAGAGAUGGUCUUUGACGGGGUUUCGUUUCCAGUGGGCACCGUCAUCAUCAUCAGCGUAUAUGGUCUUCAUAACAACCCACAUGUCUGGUCCGAGCCAGAGGUCUUUGACCCGGACCGGUUUUUACCAGACAAUAUUUCCAAGAUGGACCAGUAUGCCUUUCUGCCAUUUGUUGCUGGCCCAAGGAAUUGUAUUGGCCAGCAUUUUGCAAUGAAUGAGGAUAAAGUGGUUGUAGCAAGAGUUCUGAAACGAUACCACAUGGAAGUUGACCCUACCCAUGAAGUUAAACGAGCACCCAUGGGUAUCAUGAAGGCUCAGACCGGUCUGUGGGUGAAGGCCACUCCCAGACACAGACACUGAUCGGAGGCGGAUCUAGAGGGGGGCAGGGGCCCGGGGCCCCCCUCCUACAUUUUUGCGACAGUUAUAAUUUUAUUAUAUAUUCAUUUUGAUUUUUUUUACGAUCCUUUCCAAACCUCCCCCAAAGUUCCAUUGGCAUUCUGCCUGAUGUCAUUGCAGUGGCGUAGCCAGGGGGUGGGAGGGCAGGGCGCCAUGCCCCCAACCCAAUCCCGGGAAAUUUUUACCUUUUCACUUAUUAAUAACAUUAAAAAGGUUCCUGUGUCAUAUACCACUACACAGGUGCCCCUCCCCAAUACAAAAUCCUGCCUACGCCAACUGUGCCAUAGCCCCCCCCCCCCCCCCCCCCCCCCACUGAUGAUCACCGACAAUAUACAGAUUAUUGUACAGAGAUCAUGAUGAGAUAAUUGUGGUGACUUCAGAACACGUCUGGCCUACAUGCACUUGUGCGUUCAACCAGCCGUUUUUCGCUGAACGUUUAUGAAUUAUUCUGACUGAUUCCCGAAGUGGUAAUUUGCUUUAUUGUGCAGUAUGGAAAUGAGUGUAGAAAGCGUUGGCGACAAACGGCUGACUGAACUUAGGCUUGAGGUAUGGUCAGGAGAUCAUUUAUUAGACUGGUGUUUUGUGCCUAAAGUCAGAUGAAUGCUGUAUGAUAGAAGACGAUGGUACCAGUUAACUAAAUCUGCGAGUACUAAGCAUUUUCCCCUCACGGACAAGAUUGGAGCGAGACAUAGCCCAGUGGUAAAGCAUUCGCCUGAUACGCGGACGGAAAGAAAGAAGUGUUUUAUUUAACGACGCACUCAACACAUUUUAUUUACGGUUAUGUGGCGUCAGACAUAUGGUUCAGGACCACACAGAUUUUGAGAGGAAACCCGCUGUCGCCACUACAUGGGCUACUCUUCCGAUUGGCAGCAAGGGAUAUUUUAUUUGCGCUUCCUAUACGCGGACGGUCUAGGAUGAAUCCAUGUUUGCUAGCACCAUGGGCUAUUUCUCAUUCCAUCCCUUGAUGUACCAGUCGUGGGUUAUUGGUUGAGACAGAACAGGAAACCCCAAAUCCAUAGAGCUCUGAGGGCGAUCGAUACUGCAAGAUAUCGCAUCCCAGACAAGUGCUUUAUCACAGAGUUGUACCCUCAGCCAUAUUAAAGUCGAAGAUCAUGUUAAAAAUGAACACAACACAAACACGACACUUAAACUAGCUGAUGAUGGUACUAAGGAAUAAAGUAUAAUAACAUUAUGUAUCUUUUUUCCAGAGCUGAACAUGAUGCCAAAUCGUGCCAUUUUAUUGCAUUCCACAUAAUAUUGGACUUUUGUUUUUCCUGCAGGUCUUAUAGCCCUAUAAUAACUGGCGGUAGGUAUAUGGCAAAACGAUAUAAAAA